AUGAAUGGAGGGCCUUUGCAGACCACGAAUACCUCUGUCUCGGACGGCGUGGGCAGACACAAGCGGAAUCGGUCAAGCUUAGAUGGCGCCAAACAUAAAGACGGACAGUGGUCAGAGAAAAAUGAGCGGAUUCUGAUGGGGCCAUACGAAUAUAUGCAGCAGCAUCCAGGAAAAGAUAUUAGGCGGCAACUCAUCCAUGCCUUCAACGCAUGGCUGAAGGUCCCUCCAGAAACUCUGACCAUCAUCAACAGGGUGGUGGCGAUGCUUCAUACAGCUUCUUUGCUGAUCGACGACGUUGAAGACAACUCCAUCCUCCGACGCGGAAUCCCCGUAGCGCAUAACAUCUUUGGCACUGCGCAAACCAUCAACUCCGCCAACUACGUCUACUUCCUUGCCCUCCAAGAAGCCCAGAAGCUUAACAGUCCCACUUCUAUUGACAUCUACACCCAAGAACUCCUAAACCUGCACCGCGGCCAAGGAAUGGACCUUUUCUGGCGCGAAACCCUCACCUGCCCCAGCGAAAAUGAAUACCUAGAAAUGGUUGGGAACAAAACUGGCGGUCUCUUCAGACUCGCAGUGAAACUGAUGCAAGCUCAGAGCAGCACGGGGAAGGAUUGUGUGAGCUUGGUGAAUGUGAUGGGGUUGAUAUUUCAGAUUUGUGAUGACUAUCUGAAUCUGUCAAAUACAACAUAUACCAAGAACAAGGGCCUUUGUGAGGAUUUGACAGAGGGGAAGUUUUCAUUUCCUAUUAUCCAUAGUAUACAGUCAGACCCGGGGAACCACCAGCUCAUCAGUAUCCUGAAGCAGAAGACUAAGGAUGAGGAGGUGAAGUUGUACGCGACAAGUUAUAUGGAGAGUACAGGGAGUUUUGCAUAUACGCGACAGGUGGUUCAGGAUCUGCGUGGUCGGGCGUUAACCUUGAUCGAUGAGAUCGACUCCAGUGGUGAUACACAGGGCGAUGGGGCAAUGGUGCGAGCUAUUCUGGAUAAGAUCACGGAGACCACGUUAAAUGAGGCUCGAUGA
This is a messenger RNA of Aspergillus ruber CBS 135680, 1023 nucleotides long. RefSeq names its product FPP/GGPP synthase family protein. The transcript is spliced from 2 exons. The record is from RefSeq and is a predicted model, not a curated record. NCBI's taxonomy places the organism in Eukaryota, Fungi, Ascomycota, Eurotiomycetes, Eurotiales, Aspergillaceae. The coding region runs from base 1 to 1023 and encodes 340 amino acids. Gene Ontology annotation, molecular function: prenyltransferase activity. Gene Ontology annotation, biological process: isoprenoid biosynthetic process.